CUGUCUUGCUGCUGUACUUGCCCAGGCAGUGUCCUGGAGGGAACAGGAGAGGAAGGACAUCCUGCUGGGAGCCGUCAAGGCACCUGGGUAGGGGCUCCAGGACUGUUGGUGACACCACUCUGCUGCCCCACACAGGCUCUAGGAUGCCGGGGACAGCUGGGCUUGGGCUGCCCACCUGAUCCUCGGUGCCCGUGUCCCACUGGCACACCAUGCUGCGCUCCUGGCGCGUGAAGCUGAAGCUGCUGCUCGCCACGGUGACCCUGGCUAUCCUCCUUUCCUGGCUCUACCUCUUCGUGGGCAGCCUCGAAUAUGGCCGCUUCCUGCUGCUGCCGCCCUGCCUGGGCGAGCAGGCGAGCCGGGACGUGGAGCGGGAGGCGCUGGCCUCGCGGGUGCGCAGGGUGGAGGAGGAGAACCUGCAGCUCCGCCGCCAGCUGGGCCGGGCGCAGGUGGAGGGUGGCGACGGCAGCCUGCGGUGGGGCAGCUCCGCCCGGCCCGACCCCGCCGGCAGCCAGAGGAGGAACCGCACGGCCUGCCUUAAGCAGCGCCUGGUGCACAAGUGCGAGCUCCUGCACGUUGCCAUUGUGUGUGCCGGGCACAACGCGAGCCGGGAUGUGGUCACGCUGGUGAAAUCCAUCCUCUUCCACAGGAAAAAUCCCCUCCACUUUCAUUUCAUCACGGACUCAGUGGCUCACCAGAUCCUCCAGACCCUCUUCGAGUCCUGGAUGGUGCCUUCUGUCCACAUCAGCUUCUAUAACGCCGAUGACUUGAAGCCAGAGGUGUCCUGGAUUCCCAACAAGCACUACUCUGGCAUCUAUGGGUUGAUGAAGCUGACACUGACCAAGGCACUGCCCUCCAACCUCUCCAAGGUCAUCGUUUUGGAUACUGACAUCACCUUUGCCACUGACAUUGCUGAGCUGUGGGCUGUCUUUGGGAAGUUUUCCGACAAGCAGGUGAUUGGGCUGGUGGAGAACCAAAGCGACUGGUAUUUGGGCAACCUGUGGAAGAACCACAAACCGUGGCCGGCCCUGGGCCGUGGCUUCAACACUGGGGUGAUCCUGCUCCUGCUGGACCGCCUGCGUCGCCUGGGCUGGGAGCAGAUGUGGCGGCUGACGGCGGAGCGGGAGCUCAUGAGCAUGCUGUCCACCUCACUGGCUGACCAGGACAUCUUUAAUGCAGUGAUCAAGCAGGACCCAGCCCUGGUGUACCGGCUCCCCUGCUUCUGGAACGUGCAGCUGUCCGAUCACACCCGCUCAGAGCAGUGCUACACCGAGGUCUCGGAUCUCAAGGUGAUCCACUGGAACUCGCCCAAGAAGCUGAGGGUGAAGAACAAGCACGUGGAGUUCUUCCGCAACCUCUACCUGACCUUCCUGGAGUACGAUGGGAACCUGCUGCGCAGGGAGCUCUUUGGCUGUGCCAGCCUCCCCAGCCCACCCAGCAACCAGCUGCAGCAGGCGCUGGAGGAGCUGGACGAGGACGAUCCCUGCUACGAUUUCCGCCGGCAGCACCUCACGCAGCACCGCAUCCACCUGUUCUUCCUGCAGUACGAGUUCCUGGCCCUUCCCGGCCCCAGUGAUGUCACCCUGGUGGCCCAGCUUUCCAUGGACAGGCUGCAGAUGUUGGAGGCCAUCUGCAAGCACUGGGCGGGCCCCAUCAGCCUGGCGCUGUACAUGUCGGACGCGGAGGCUCAGCAGUUCCUGCGCUACGCCCAGGCGUCGGAGGUGCUGAGCGCUCGCCGCAACGUGGCCUACCACAUCGUCUACAAGGAGGGGCAGUUCUACCCCAUCAACCUCCUGCGCAACGUGGCCCUGGCCAACACCCAGACGCCCUACGUCUUUCUGACGGACAUCGACUUCCUGCCUAUGUAUGGCCUCUAUGAUUACCUCAGGACCUCCAUCCAGCAGCUCGAGCUGCCCCAGAGGAAGGCAGCUCUCAUCGUGCCAGCGUUUGAGACCCUGCACUACCGCUUGACCUUCCCUAAAUCCAAAGCAGAGCUGCUCUCCAUGCUGGACAUGGGCUCCCUCUACACCUUCAGGUACCACGUGUGGCCAAAAGGCCAUGCCCCAACCGACUACGCCAAGUGGCGGACGGCCACCGUGCCAUACCGCGUGGCCUGGCAGCCAGACUUCGAGCCUUACGUUGUAGUGAGGCGAGACUGCCCCAAGUACGACCAGAGGUUUGUGGGCUUCGGCUGGAACAAGGUGUCCCACAUCAUGGAGCUGGAUGCGCAGGAGUACGAGCUGCUGGUGCUGCCCAACGCCUUCAUGAUCCACAUGCCCCACGCCCCCAGCUUCGACAUCUCCAAGUUCCGCCUGAGUGCAGGGUACCGCGGCUGCCUGCAGACCCUGCGCGAGGAGUUCCACCAGGACCUGUCGCGGCGCUACGGCGCUGCCGCCCUCAAAUACCUCACCGCCGACAGGAGCCUGUGACGCCUGGGGACAGAGGCUGUGGGGUGCUAGCGGGACGGUGGAGAAGGGAGGGCACGGGGCCUCCCUCCUGCCCCGGCUCCCUGCUGCAGCCUGGCCCAAGGGAACGCAGCUGGCGGCAGAGUCUCUCCGGCACAGCAAAGGGACGGAUGCCUCUACGUAAGGUGGAAGAUGCCAGCUGCAAGAAUGGCAGUGCCUGCAGGUCAAGCUGCUGCGCUGUGGCCAAGGGGUUUUUUUGAGCAGUAGCAGCAUUUCUGUGUUACAGGGGAGCCUCCCUGUGCCAGGGGCCAGGGGAAUGGGUCUCCUCCCUCCCCUGUUUUAGCAGCUGUAGAUUCUUUGCCUUCAUUAUCUCACCUCACUGAGAGCCUGGCAGCUGUACCUUACCCUGCUGUGCCUCUGCUCUGUGGUCUCAGGUCCCAGUCCUGCACACACCUCUCCAGAGCUUUGGUGAGUGAGAGACGAGGAUGCAGAGCAUCCUUUUGCAUCUUUUGGGGAGCAGACUCAGAGAAAGUCUCCCAGCACCCUGGGAGGAGGGGCUGGGGAGUUCCAGGAGUUGAGGAGAACAUGGUUGAAGGCUGGGUCAAGGCUGGCUAGGUGACAGGGAAAAAUAUUGCUAAGCCCCAUCCAUAUGGAUGCAAAGUCUCGAGUGGGGUUGGCCUAGUACUAGUGUGGGUGUCACCCAGAGCAGGAUGAGCUUCCAGAGUAGGAUAGGCUGUUUGAUGUCCCCAGCAGUGGGCUCCCAGGACAGGCCUGCACCUCUCAGCUGGAAGCUCAGGUGCCAGGUCCUGUCCCGGGGCUGGCAGUGCCCUGCAGGGAUGGCCACAACAGCAGCUUCAUGGGCCAGCAGCUGCUUCGAGAAAUCCCCAGCAGGGACCACCCUGCUCCUCCCCAGCUCUUCGGCGGCACAGAUGUUGCCGCCGACAAUCAGGGAUGUGGCUGAGGCUGGACAAGGCUGCAGCAGAGCACUGUGGCAGGAUCCCCGUGCCGGGAGCAGCUUGGCCAGGCACUGUCCCACUGCUGUCACACACUGGAGCACAGAGGAUGCUUUGCUUUCCUCAUGCUGUUUAAAUUAUUGAAUACUUUUCUCCUGAGGGUUGCCUGA
This is a messenger RNA of Dryobates pubescens (Downy woodpecker), 3525 nucleotides long. It is a transcript of the gene LARGE2, whose product is annotated as LARGE xylosyl- and glucuronyltransferase 2. Bases 210 to 2426 code for a protein of 738 amino acids. Gene Ontology annotation, biological process: protein O-linked glycosylation via mannose. The transcript is spliced from 14 exons. The record is from RefSeq and is a predicted model, not a curated record. Lineage: Eukaryota; Metazoa; Chordata; Aves; Piciformes; Picidae. Gene Ontology annotation, molecular function: xylosyltransferase activity; glucuronosyltransferase activity.